AUGACUUUUAUAUAUAAUUUAAUAAGUUAUGGUAUUGUAUUUGGUGCAAUAUUCAAUCAGUUGCCAUAAAUUUAUAAGAUAUAUAAAAGCAAAAGCAUCUAAGGCAUAUCAUUUUCAUCUAUCUAUACAGAAGUAUUAAAAAAACUUAAAUAGACUCUUAUGUUAGUUUUUAAUAUUGCUUAUAAUAUGCAUGUAGGAACCAGUUUCUUACUCUACGGAGAAAAUGUCAUUUUAUACAUUGGAUACAUUGUCGUUAUACUUCAAUUUAGAUAUUACAGUUAAAAGCAGAGCGAUUACCAAAGAAAGUUGAGUUUUUUAGGAAUAAUUAGUGUGCUAUUUUUAUUUUAGAUUGUCCCUUCAAUUAUAUUUAAGCAUAGCAUAUAUAUUAACAUGAUUUUAUUAUUUUUAUCGAAGUGGCCAUAAAUACAAAUGAAUUACUAGAGAUAAUCAACUGGAGAGCUUGCAUUUUUAACACAUUUAUAGAAUUAAGCUGGAGCAAUUCCAAGAGCAUUAACAAUAUUUGCAGAGUCUAGCAAUGAAUUAUUAUAUUGUUUGGCGAUAUUAGAUAAUGGUUUAGUUUUAAUAAUCACAUUAUAAUUUGUAGUUUAUUGGAAAGCGAGAGAGAUAUCAAAGAAAUUGUGA
Messenger RNA from Paramecium tetraurelia, 642 nucleotides. RefSeq lists its product as uncharacterized. The record is from RefSeq and is a predicted model, not a curated record. The transcript is spliced from 3 exons. Lineage: Eukaryota; Ciliophora; Oligohymenophorea; Peniculida; Parameciidae.